GCCGCCGUUAAAAUUAUCACUUGCCUUUGACUUUAUCCGCUGUCAAACUAUAUCAUCAAAACAAUAACAAACUACACGUGUAAAACAAAUACAAGAAAAAAACAACACAAAAUUCAUAAAAAUGACAAAUUUACGCAAAGAAUUAGAAAAAUGUAAACAUCCCAACAGUCGCAAGACCAAAGCUCUCAGCAAAAAAGCGCGCCGGCAAAAUAACAAACACAAACAGAGAAUGGGUCAUGCCAUCAAAUCGAAUAUAAUGGGAGAAAAGUUAAGUUGGUUUCUAGAACAUAUCGAAGAAGGAAGAACACAACCUCUGACACCACAUGAAUUUGAGGAACUUAUCGAAUUGUAUUUGAAAAGAUUCGAUGAAGAGUUAGAACAAAUUGCUUUGAAACAGUCUAUAAGUAAAAAUCGUUCACAUCAGCAUGUUGCUAGACAAGAUGUGAUUAAAAUUACAUUGGAAAGAGAGACUGGAGAAUAUAAAACGGGAGGAAUGCAACUUUUAAAUCUUUGUGACCCCGUUAAAUUUAAAUCGCUACUGGAUUGGGAUGGCAGUGCCAUAAAUGUUCAACAUCUUAAGGUAGAAUUAAUAUCUUAUAAUAUGCUGCAAAGACUUAAAAAGGAAUAUGAGGAGAAAGGUAAUUCCCAAACAGAAGCUACUGAAAACGCCUCCACCUCCUCUCAAAGCAAAGAAGAAUCCAUGGAAACUUGUUAAGAGUUAUAUUUAAAAAUUAAAUAAAAUGUUAUAUUUAAAACA
Lucilia sericata (common green bottle fly) is the source of this 757-nucleotide messenger RNA. Its product is annotated as translation machinery-associated protein 16 homolog. The record is from RefSeq and is a predicted model, not a curated record. NCBI's taxonomy places the organism in Eukaryota, Metazoa, Arthropoda, Insecta, Diptera, Calliphoridae. Bases 122 to 715 code for a protein of 197 amino acids. The transcript is spliced from 3 exons. Gene Ontology annotation, cellular component: nucleus.